CACACCAGCAUUAGGGCAGCAGAUGACCCGGCGCAGCAGCGAGGAGCACUCCAGUCCUCUCCCUGACAAACGAAAGGGAUGGGGGGCAUCAGCCGCAGCUGAGCUCCGAACGGCUGGACCAGGGGGAGCGAGGGGACACAGCAGCUUUCUGCCCCCACUUGGGUGACUUUUUGCUGGAUUUCUUAUCCCCCUACUCCUCUCCACAACACCAUGCCAUUUGCCAAAAGAGCCGUGAAGCCCCAGUUACUGUGCAGGUAUCGAAGCCCAAGCGAGGUGGUGGAGCAGCAGCAGGAGGAGGGUCUGCUUUUCGAGGAUCUGGUCUCCAUCAGUAAUGUGGCUCUGUCCCGGACCCUGCGGCAGCUGUCGGACCUGGCCAAACAUGCCUGCUCCAUUUUCCAGGAGCUGGAAAACGACCUGGCGUCCACCAACCAGCGGGUCAGGGGGCUCCAGGGGAAAAUUACCCAACUCCAGCAGUGCUGCUCCGAGCUGGACCCCAGACAGGAGGCAGUGCCGGUGUCCAACCUGGACGUGGAGAGUAAGCUGACGGCACACUUCAGAGCGCCGUGGCGCCUCCAGAGGAAUGUUUUGCACCCCUCCACACGGCCAGCAUGUGUGGAAGAGCUGUACAGGCAGGCCAACCACAGCCUGUGGUCGCUGAACCAAGAUCACCAGAGGAGGGAACGCAGAGUGACCAUCUCAGCCCUGCCCCCCAUGCCCAUAUCCCCCUCCCCUCUCAUCGAGCCGACGGAAGAUGGUCGGGGCAAAAGUCUAACAACGUUCGACUCCACACGCUCCUCCUCCCCCACCGAAUGUUGCAGCCUCUCUCCGUGGAGCAGAAAGGCUGCGCCUACUGACCCCGACACUGACGGGGUGGCUCUAGGUCACCGGUCUAAGUUUCCCAUCCCUAACAUCCCCUCCACCCUGGACAAGCAGACUAACUGGUCUAGAGCUCUGCCGCUGCCCACCCCAGAAGAGAGAAUGAAAUGCAAUUCCCAAGUCAUCGCCUCAUGCAUCAUUCCUAUUAAUGUGACCGGGGUUGGCUUUGACAGAGAUGCUAGUGUGCGCUGCUCACUCGUUCACUCACAGUCUUUGCUUCAGAGGAGACGGAAGCUAAGGAGGCGGAGGACAGUCGCUGGUUUCCCCAGACAGGUGCAGCAGGAUUUUGACUCUGAUGACUCCCCUGGUUCUAGGGAACGGACAGUCAUUGUUCACACCACUGCCAAUAUAACUCCUUCCACUGAGGAGCUGGCCAGCCAUCUGACCACCAGAGACUCAGGUUGCCAGACCGAAGACUUUUUGACUUCGGGAGCACCGUCUCGGAGGAGGCUCAGGGUCCAGAGAGGUCAGGGCGUGUCGCUCCUGCUCUCCCACUCGGCAGGCAAUAUCUCCUGCCUGCCCGACAGCGCUGACCCCAUGUUCUCCAGUUCAGUGGAGGCCCGUUUGCGGUCGCGGAGUCUGCCCAGAGACAGCAGCAGGAUGAUGAUGAUCCUGAUGGACGAUGAGCGCAACGACAGCGACGACGAGGAGGAGCUGGCGCCCUUCGACUCCAAGGGUUUCCUUCCCGGGCGCAGAGAGAGGAUCCUGAAGGAGGAAGAAGAGAGCGCCGACGAUCGGGCUGUGUCAGAGCGGCAGAUGGGGGGGCUGAAGUUCGCGCAGCUGUCGGAGAGUCCAGAGUGCAGCUGGAUGGAGCGGACCGGCGCUCAACUGCCCAGGAAAGCCGACAUGGGCAGCUGCGAGAUCUCGUCCAGCUCGGACACCUUCAGCAGCCCCGUUCACUCCGUCUCGGCUGCGGGGGUGCUGGGCAGCCAAAUGGACCAUAAGGACGACCACCAGUCUUCCAGCGGGAACUGGAGUGGCAGCAGCUCCACCUGCCCCUCCCAGACCUCAGAAACCAUUCCCCCCGCAGCGUCCCCUCCACUCACCGGCUCCUCGCACUGUGACUCUGAAUUGUCCCUCAAUGCCGCCACUCACACCGCCGAAGACCAGACCAGCUUCCUGCUGGACAACUACCAGGGCCUCAGAAACCAGCGAGCUGGCUCCUUCUCCUCAGCAGCUAUGGAUAUAUUAGAGGAGGUGGGAGUGAGUACGCCCGUGGAGGGAGAGUGGGAUUUCCCCAACGCGGAGCCGUCUUCCUCUCAGGGGUUCAGCCCUGAACCGGGCAGGGAGGCCGAAAGCAGCCUGGGCUGCCCCAGCUUCACCAGCAUGGCUACCUGCGAGAGCAGCUUCUCCGACAAGCCACCAUCAGAGAAAGCAGACACCGUCUCUUACUACUCUGUGGACACCGAAGGGUACUACACCUCCAUGCACUUUGACUGUGGUUUAAAAGGCAGCAAAAGCUUCACCUACAACUAUGCAACCUCCGGUUCUGAUUGCGGUUUGUCAGACACGAGCGGCCAGCUGACUCUGGGGAGACGCUGCCUCUCCUUGAGAAAGUCAAAGGCCAAGCCCUCCCCACCAAAGAGGAGUUCCUCCUUGAGGAAGAUAUGCAGUGAGGGACACAUCCCUGAAAACAGAGAACCAAAGAUUACUGGUACCUACAGACAUCCAGCGUCUCUGUCCUCUAAAGAGCGGAGAAUGCAGCUGGCUCUGUCCGGAUCGCAAGGACUCAUGGAGAACUCCUCACUAGGGCGAGAGCCCCUCGAGGUCUGGGCGAUGGAAGGCAUGUCGGAUCUAACGGAUUUGGGCAUUUUAAGCUCCAAAGACGCACAUUCCUUUAAGGACAAUGGCAUUGUGCAGUCAGACUAUGCAGAUCUCUGGCUUCUAAACGAUUUGAAGUCCAGUGAUCCCUACCGAUCGCUAUCAAACUCCAGCACAGCCACAGGUACGACUGUGAUCGAAUGCAUCAAGUCACAGGAGAGCUCAGAGUCCCAGACUUCCCAGUCUGGCUCCAGAGCCACCACCCCAUCACUUCCAUCAGUGGAGAGCGAGUUCAAGUUGACAUCUCCAGAGAAGCUGGCCGGACUGGCAAGCCCAUCAAGCGGCUACUCCAGUCAGUCUGAAACCCCCACCUCCUCAUUUCCCUCCACCUUCUUCCCCGGACCUCUGUCCCCAGCCACUGGGAAGAGGAAGCCCAAAGUCCCAGAGAGGAAGUCGUCUCUUUCCUCUCUGUCUCUGCAGGCACGCUCUUCCAGAGACGUAGCGACCUCAAAGAAAGAUCUGGAGCUGCCGAUGAUUCCUCCUUCUCACCUCGACUUAAGUGCCCUUCACAGUCCAAGCAAUAAAGGCUUAGCUUACGGGAACCAGCUACCAAACCUUCUCCAGAUCAAGCAAAAAGAUGUGCCAACCGCCAAAGCUGUCACAUCUCUGAACUUGGAGUCUUUCACUGCCCACUCUCUGUCUAUAACACCCUCAAUUCUUCAAAAAGUGCAGCUGCGGUCCAUCAACAAGCAGCCUGAAGACCUGCAUAAGAACAAAGUGGCCUCAAGACUCCAGUGUCCAUCUGAGAACUCAACCAACAGUCAAUUGCUAGAUCUCAAGAGUUCCUCACUGCACAAUUCUCAUAAUCAUCAUAUUUCAUCAAACAACUCAAUCCAUGCCUCAAAUGAAGAGCUUUCAAUGGCGAAUAGCAAGGGCACAGAGGUAUUGUCAGGGAGCGCGAAGGCUGUCGGACUGCGGUCAGAACCGUGUUUGGAUGGUUCUAACGUCCCCAAGACGUUGACUGUUAACGAAGCAGAGCAGCGCUCAGAGUCACCGGUAACAUCCAUCUGCUCCGGAGAGUCGAUCCCACACGUAGACGCUUCAUGUCAGCAGCAGACCGAACUGCCCGAAGCGGAAAUGUGUCCUUGCCCUCCGGUUUUACACAGCUCACCCAAGAGGUCCAACUGUGUGGACAAAGUGCCUGCCGCUGACAGUCCUCUGGAGACGUCCCAGGAGAGCUCCAUCAGCAGCGAAGGGGAGAACGACACAUCAGGGGUUUCAGCCGAAAGUGCCUCACAGGACAGGAAAGAGGAAUCCGCAGAGGAGGCAGACGAUUGCUUUAGCAAAGACUACACAGAAAGUGACAACUCUGCGUUGUCACAACUCGAGGAGUCAAAAAAAGAGGAUGACAGCGUGUUUCUGUCACCCACCAAGUCCCGCACCACUGAGGAUCUGUUCGCUAUGAUUCACAGAUCCAAAAGGAAAGUGUUGGGGAGGAAGGACUCCACUGAGCUGGCUGCGAGGACCCGCCUCAGCGCCUCGUCGGGUAACACCCCGCCGCCCGGCAGCAGCGUCUCCUCCCCGGUCCCUGCAGUGUCUCCCUCCUCCUCCCCCGCUGUGACCCCGCCCGCCCCACACAGGGCCUCGGGGCCCAUCUACAGGAACGCGAAGAAGUCCAGCACCUCCAACGAGGAGUUCAAGCAGCUGCUGCUUAAAAAGGGCAGCCGCUCGGACUCCAGCUACCGCAUGUCGGCUGCUGAGAUCCUGAAGAGCCCCGUCACUCCAAAGUCGCCUGGAGACUUUCUGACCGAGUCACCCAGACAGUCGGAGGAGGCCCCCUCCCCACUGCAGCAACUCCUGUUGGACCAAGAGCAGCUGUCCAGCCCGUACCCCAAAGCCAACGCCGAGAGCUUCUCCCCGAGACCCUUCCUCGCGUCUGCCGCUUCCAGGCAGGGCCGCUCGAGGAUCCCGCCGCCCGCCAGCAGCAGCCGCUACAGCGUGCGCAGCAGGCUGUACUCCACGCCCAUGCAGGCCAUCUCCGAGGGCGAGGCGGAGAACUCGGACGGAAGCCCUCACGAUGACCGCUCCACGUAGGACACGGAGCACAGCAGGGAUAGAUCUAUACGUUUACAAAGACGACUGAUGGACCAUGAUGAAAUAUAAUAUAUAAAUAUAUCAAAUAUGCAGAAGGCAGGGGAGCAGAUUCAAUCAUUCUAAUAGUAAAAAAAAUCAGAUUCCUAGCAAUUUUUAUGGAUGAAUUUUUAAAUAUUUUUCUUUUUAUAUUUCAGUCCACUUUUUUUUUCUUACAAACUAUUUUUAAAAUAAAUCCCUGUUAUUACAAAAUGCGUUUAUUAAGAAAAGAAAAAACAACAAAAAAAAGAAACAUCCGAAACCAAAAUAUUCAUUCUGCCCAAUUUAACUCUUACAGUUCCGAUUACAGAUUUAAAUUGUUUCCAAUUUUUGUAAACCGUGCCAACACAGACUAGUGUGAUUUCUGUCGAAUAGCUGUUUUUCAAUAAAGUUAGCACAACUAGCAUGACGUAGCUCUGCGUAUCCCUUGAUAGAGUUCUGCAAAAAGCUGCAAACAUUUCAAAGUUUGUUCUAUGACUGGCAAAAGUGAAAAACUCAAACUAAAAAACAGAGCAACUUAGAUCGCGUUUAGUGAAAGUCUCAGCCUGAUUCUACAGCCGACACGUGUCAACAUUAAAUAGCUCCCCACAUCUCAGUGAUUCAUCUGAUUUCCCUAAUAAUGUGUUUUAACAGCUAAUGUUAAGCCUUCUUCUGACAAUAACAACUUACACACCGAGGAGUUGUUGUUGUCAGCGGGACGUGUCGGGUCUUACGUUUGAUUAUCGAUUAUCUCUAGUUUUAAAGAGAUAUUUUCUUUGAUUAUUUGAAGGCAGGUAAACCCAACACCUCGUGACAGCACAUGCGCUUCGUCUUAUCUGUUCUGUUGUCAGAUUUAAAAAGAAAAAAAAAACAUAAUAGUUGACCUUGAUUUUAUAUCCUAUAGAUGCAGAUUUUUUUUUUUACCUUUUAUGUAUUCUGUGAAUACCUAUGCAAGAAAAGACACAAAACUUGUACAUUUCCUCAAGCCACUUUAACUUUCCCGCCAAUCAGCACGUCACAACUAGCUUCAGAGAAAUUAUCCCGCCGUCUUUCCACUCAUAUUGUUAGCAACAGCAGUUGGAAUACUUUAACUCCUAACAAGGACAUAUAUAACGAAAGGCAGCUACUUGUUACAAUAUUUCAGAGUCAUCAUAGAGAGUUACCAGUGACAGAUGGCGGAACGGUCUAAACCGAAUACCAAGCCGACCAUCUCUGGAGACAGGAAAGACGCAGGUGUUAUCAUGGGACACGAAAAAGUGCUCAAAAAGCCAGAGGCGGUGGAAACGCAGCGUGGAAAGAUACAAUGAGAAGGUCAUGUGUUUAAAAGAACAGUGGUCGUUUGUGGCUGAAGAUGUGGCAUGUUUUUGAAUAGUCGAAAAAAGGCGAUAGGAAAGUGCUCAGUAGGAUCGAAUAUGCCUUACUUUACUCAACA
Poecilia latipinna (sailfin molly) is the source of this 6178-nucleotide messenger RNA. RefSeq names its product Nance-Horan syndrome a (congenital cataracts and dental anomalies) (gene nhsa). Gene Ontology annotation, biological process: lens development in camera-type eye; cell differentiation. The coding region runs from base 211 to 4731 and encodes 1506 amino acids. The transcript has 9 exons. Lineage: Eukaryota; Metazoa; Chordata; Actinopteri; Cyprinodontiformes; Poeciliidae. The record is from RefSeq and is a predicted model, not a curated record.